GCCAUCGACGCGAUCGAUACUGGCUGUAAUAAUCGUAACAGCAAAUCAUCGGUCGGCGUGAUUAAUUGCGUACGAACAGCUGAGCGAGCAGCCGUACAAUUAAACAACUCACGUGGAUAAGCUCAGUGGGAUUUCAUCGAAUUUACUUGGAUUAGUAUGCGGUGGUUGCAAAUCACUUGCAACCAAUAAAACCAGCAAAACGGCGAACCAAAGCGAAUUUUUACACACCAAAACGCGCCCACGCCUGCAAUAUAGCGUGCGGUCACCAACAAAUAAAACAACAACACUAACAGCUGUAAGAACCACACAAAUACUACACACACGCACAAAGAAAAAUCUCAGCAGUCGGAGUAGAAGUAGCCGUCGCAUCCUCACACCUAAUCUCAUUUUGUUUAUAAUGACUUUACUAACAGUAUUCACAAGUGCCGUUGCGGCGCCCACCACCUCAACAACAACAAAAACAGCAGAAGCAGCAGCAGCAGCUCAUUCCACCGCACAGCAUACAGUAACUGCUGCAGUACCGGUGACAGCAACAUCAACAAAAGCUGCUGCAACAACAACCUCGCUAAAAAAAACCUCCCAAAAUACGAUCGAUGUGAGCAGCGGCAUUGUCUAUACGGCGUUGCAGGCACCCCUUGAGGGUUCGCGCCUGCGCAAGCGACAUAGUAAACGCCAUAGUAAUUGGUAUGAUUUUAUUAAUUUCAAUGAGAAUACCACCGAAUUGGAAUGGGUGAAUCCGUGUGGUGGCUUCUAUGUGCCGUCGGCGACGGAAAGCGUACGCACUAAGCGACGGAAGCAUCCAAAGCAGAUUUUUAACAUGCUCAAAAAGUCAGCUGGCAAUGAGUAUAAAAUGUUGAAAGCCGGCCAACAGGAUAUUGAUAUAAGCAAUAUACAAAUUUGGUCGCUGCACAAUAAGACUUAUAAAUUUCUGCCCAAAUUGAAGAGUAAUUCAACGAUCGCUUUAAAACGCUGGUAUCGCAACAUACAAUCGUAUGUCGCUUCGUUCGCUUACCUGCGACGCGUUCAACGUGCCUGGGAUAUGGCUAAAUUGCAACGUGAAAAUAGCACUGCACGCGAACUGAAAAUGUUGCUAUUCAGCGCGCGGCGUAUGCUUUGCGAAUUGGAGACAGCUAUCAAUGGCACAAUGCCAACACCGCGAGCGCUGCGCGGCAACCGUCUACCACAUGUGACGCGUAAUCAAAUGAAUAAGCGCUUAAAGCUCUAUACAAAGCGCCGUGCCGAACGCUAUCCGACAAUGUUACAGGAAGCCAAUAGCAUCGAUUUGAUGUGGGUUAAAUAUUAUUAUUAUGAUUUUUUGGAAACAAUGUGGAAGGUGUUGCGUCAAAAGACGAAGCGCCGCGGUCAAGUCGCAUUGGCGCAACAUCCAAAAGCGUACAACGAGGUGGAGAAGCAUUUUGGUAGCAUUGCGGCGGCGAUGACGCGGCAUGAAGCGGCGGCACCAAGUGGCAGCGUAGAUGGCAGCAGCGAAAGUGUGGAAAAGCGCGCUAAUGGCGGGCGGAUGGCGCAACUAAAGCGCGGCAACGCCGGCGGUAGUGGAAGUAGUAGUAAAGGUGCUAGUCACCGAAGAGUUACUACGGCGAGCACUGCUGGGGGUGCUGGUGGUGGCGGUGGUAGCAGAAGGCGGCCGGCGCAUGCGCGCACCAAUAGGCG
Molecule: messenger RNA, 1671 nt
Organism: Rhagoletis zephyria (snowberry fruit fly)
Lineage: Eukaryota; Metazoa; Arthropoda; Insecta; Diptera; Tephritidae
Biological process (GO): cell surface receptor signaling pathway via JAK-STAT; embryonic development via the syncytial blastoderm
Source: RefSeq, a predicted model, not a curated record